AUGAUUUUCUCAGCAAAAGCUAUCGGCAUUGGAGCCCUUCUCUCGGCGGUCCCAGUCUGUGCUGCCUCAUACUCCCAGCUCAAAGUAUACGAUAGCACCAACUUUUUCGAUGGAUUCAACUUCACCAGCGACCCGGAUCCAUCUGGUGGCUUUGUGAAGUAUGUGGACGCCGAAACUGCCAAAAGUUCUGGCAUGGCCAAGAUCAGCAACGGCGCAGUCUACCUUGGUGCCAACUUUGCGGAUAAGAGUCCCAAUGGCCGCCCUUCCACCCGGGUGAGGUCCAAGGAUGUCUUCACCACUGGCCUUUUCGUUGCCGACAUUGCCCACAUGCCGGCUGGUACUGGGAAGGGUGGCUCCUGCGGUAUCUGGCCUGCCUACUGGACUUCUGGACCUGACUGGCCCAACUCUGGCGAGAUCGAUAUCAUCGAGGGCGUCAACAACCAGAAAGCUAACGGCAUCACCCUGCACACAGCAAAGGGGUGCAACAUGGAUGUCACCGGGUCGGAGUCGACAGCAGACCAGACUUCCGCUGACUGUGAGAAUGCCGACGCAGGCUGUGCUCAGGCCACCACAUCGGCCAACAACUACGGCGCUGCCUUCAACGCCAAUGGAGGCGGUGUCUAUGUUACCGAGUGGGCAAGCCUUUCCAUUAAUGUGUGGUUCUUCCCUCGCGGCAGCGCCGGAGCUAACGCGGUGCUCAAUGCCGGCACUGCGGACUUGGAUGUGGCGAAGUUCGGCACCCCCUUGGCUACCUUCACGCCCAAUACUUGCAACUUGGCCGAAAGGUUCAAGGACAACUACAUUAUCUUCAACACCAACUUCUGCGGAGGCUGGGCUUCACGGGAGUUCUUGAAAGAUACGAAAUGCACUAGCAUGGCCGCUACCUGCAAUGAUUGGGUUGCAAAUAACCCAGCCGCCUUCAACGAGGCUUACUGGCUGGUGAACUCGGUCAAGGUCUACUCCCGAAACAAAUAA
This is a messenger RNA of Penicillium robsamsonii, 975 nucleotides long. Its product is annotated as glycoside hydrolase family 16 protein. Gene Ontology annotation, biological process: glucan catabolic process. NCBI's taxonomy places the organism in Eukaryota, Fungi, Ascomycota, Eurotiomycetes, Eurotiales, Aspergillaceae. The coding region runs from base 1 to 975 and encodes 324 amino acids. Gene Ontology annotation, molecular function: hydrolase activity, hydrolyzing O-glycosyl compounds. The record is from RefSeq and is a predicted model, not a curated record. The transcript has 2 exons.